Molecule: messenger RNA, 3487 nt
Organism: Fopius arisanus
Lineage: Eukaryota; Metazoa; Arthropoda; Insecta; Hymenoptera; Braconidae
Product: glucose dehydrogenase [FAD, quinone]
Exons: 4
Coding region: 592-2493 (633 amino acids)
Molecular function (GO): flavin adenine dinucleotide binding; oxidoreductase activity, acting on CH-OH group of donors
Source: RefSeq, a predicted model, not a curated record
GACUUUAGAUUCAUUCAGAGAAACACCUGUCUAGUACGUCACGAACACAACACUCGUCAAGUCUCUGUACUUUAAUAGAAGGAAAUAUUUUAAUAGAAGUUUAUUGCGAAUAGAUUCGGUUAAAGAGUGGGAAUGACUACUGGAAUAUUCCUGUGAUGUUUUCACUAGCAUAAAUAAAUAAUAAACGAGAUCGAAAAAUCCUGGGAGACGUUAGGGUCUUUCAUAUCCUAUACGAGAAUUCCGAAAAACGACGAAUGAAUCGGUCUAUAAUCUAGCAUUCAUGAGUGUGGAAAAACCAAGGAUUUUCGACUGGCCGAAAUCUGCUGUAAUCGCUAGCUGGGAAUUAUAAUUAUAAUCUAAUUAAUUAUAAAGAAAAUCAAAACGGAGAGUCGGACUAAAUUCGAGCUGAAACCGAGAAAAAGUCUUUAUGUUGUAUCGCAGGAGAAAGAAAAUAUUGCGAUCAUGGAUGUGGCGGCAUGAUUACUGAGAAUUCUAACGACAUGUGAAGAGAAUUUAACACGCGAGUGCAACAGGAGAAUCUAAAUUACAUCAGUUAAAAAUUGAUGAAUGAAGUAGAAAAUAAAAGGAAUAAUGGCGAUAAUCGUAGGAACAAUAGCCGCUGCUGUCAAGGCAGGAGCUCUCCUGUUGGCAGGAAAAUUGGCAGUUCUUCCCAUUUUGAUAGCAGCUAUCGCCUAUUACAAUUAUGACCUUAUGGACCCGGAGAAUCAUCCCCAUGUGACAAAAAAUCUUCGGAGAGAGUAUGACUUCGUUGUGAUCGGUGCUGGCAGUGCAGGAAGUGUCAUAGCUAAUAGACUAACAGAGAUACCAGAAUGGAAUGUUCUAUUGCUCGAGGCUGGUGGACACGAGACUGAAAUAACGGAUGUCCCUAUACUCUCACUGUAUCUGCAUAAAAGUAAAGUUGACUGGAAGUACCGCACGCAACCGCAAAAAUCAGCUUGUCAAGCUAUGAUCGAUCAGCGAUGCUGUUGGACUCGUGGGAAGGUAAUCGGUGGGUCGAGUGUUCUUAAUACUAUGCUGUAUAUCCGCGGCAAUCGUCGUGAUUUCGAUCAGUGGGAGAGUUUUGGUAAUCCCGGAUGGGGAUUCGAUGACGUGCUUCCAUACUUCAAGAAAUCAGAGGACCAAAGGAAUCCCUAUCUUGCACGAGAUAAACGUUAUCACAGUACAGGUGGUUACCUAACGAUUCAGGACGCACCAUACAACACUCCACUUGGUGUAGCAUUUUUGCAAGCAGGCGAGGAGAUGGGUUAUGAUAUCGUGGACGUAAAUGGUGACCAACAAACAGGUUUUGCACCAUGGCAAUACACAAUGCGCCGAGGAACACGAUGUAGCACAGCAAAAGCCUUCAUCCGUCCAAUAAGACUGCGAAAAAAUUUCCACCUCUCCCUGUGGUCGCAUGUCACAAAACUCCUGAUUGAUCCCUCAACAAAAGUCGCAUACGGGGUAGAGUUCAUCAGAGAUGGCCACCGAGAGAUCGUCUACGCCAAGAAGGAAGUGAUUCUUUCAGCAGGUGCCAUCAACAGUCCCCAACUGAUGAUGCUCUCCGGUCUCGGUAAUGCCAAACACCUGCAGCAGGUCAGCAUCCCACCGAUUGUCGACCUCCCAGGUGUCGGUGAGAAUCUCCAGGAUCACAUAGCCGUUGGUGGAAUAGCAUUUCUCAUUGAUUAUCCAAUCAGCAUAGUAAUGAAUCGACUGGUUAAUCUCAACUCUGCAUUGCGAUACGCAAUAACCGAGGAUGGACCACUAACUUCUAGCGUUGGCCUUGAGGCAGUGGCAUUUAUCUCCACCAAAUAUGCUAAUCAAACUGACGACUGGCCCGACAUUGAGUUCAUGUUGACCUCAUCGUCGACGUGUUCCGAUGGUGGAACUCAGGUAAAAAAUGCCCACGGGCUGUCCGAUGAGUUUUACAACGAGGUCUUCGGGGAGAUUAACAAUCGAGAUGUCUUUGGAGUUUUUCCUAUGAUGCUGAGGCCUCAAGCCCGUGGCUUCAUAAAAUUACGGAGUAACAAUCCCCUGGAGUAUCCUCUGCUCUAUCAUAAUUAUCUCACCAAUCAGGCAGAUGUCGAUGUUCUCAGGGAAGGGGUCAAAGCUGCUGUGGCUUUUGGCCAGACAGCGACGAUGCGCCGAUUUGGCGCUAGAUUUCACAGCAAACCACCACCCAACUGCAAACACCUACAACUUUUUACUGACGAGUACUGGAAUUGUUUCAUCAGGCAGUACACCAUGACGAUUUACCACAUGAGUGGCACAGCAAAAAUGGGACCACCGUCCGAUCCCAUGGCCGUUGUUGACCCAGAAUUGAGGGUUUAUGGGGUCAGGGGACUCAGGGUCAUUGACGCAUCUAUCAUGCCCACUAUUACUAAUGGCAAUAUCAAUGCUCCUGUUAUCAUGAUUGCUGAGAAGGGCGCAGAUCUCAUCAAGGCGCAGUGGCUCAAAAGGUGGAAAAGGGAUAAUCGAUCAGCUACUACUAGAUGAUCUUUGAAUAGCUGAAGAGAUAAGUCAUCCUCUGGUCAACAGAUCUUUAGCCUGCUUGAGGGUCUUUGGGAUCUGGUGUUUUUUUAAAUUAAAUUUCAAAGGUAUGAAGGACAAAUUACGUCUUAAAACGUAAUUAUCAAUUAUUAGUAUUUAAUUAUUUCAAAAUUUUUAGGAAAUGCUCGCGAUAAAUGAUUCUUCAAAUAUUCUCCAUUCAUUUCUGUUAUCACGUUUCACUUCUCAUUUGGAAUUUUUUAAUUUACGAAUGAAUUCUAAUUUUUUUUCCUUGUAAUUUGAAUUUAAAUUAAUUGUACAUAAAUUUUCAUAGAAAAUUAUAAUCAAUACCAGGGAAUUUCGCUAGAAGAAAAUCUCGAAAGAUCCUCCUAUAUAGGGAAAUCUACUAGUAUUUAUUUUUUCUAUUCAAUUUUUGUGCCAAUAGGACAUGAGGCAUUUAUCACUCAUAAAGUUCAUUAUUUCUGAAUAUUCCAUUUCACAGAGAAGUAAUUGAGUUCAAUUGAAAGGUGAUAUUUAUAAAGAAGAGGAUAAAAUAGUUCUAGUUGAUUUCGUAUCAAUAAAUCAGCCGAAUCUCGAUUUGUUAGAUUGGUUAUUUAAUACUUGUGGAAUGAUAUUGUUAAUGUCUAUAAAAGAAGUUAGUUAGGUUUUAAGGUAAAUGAUCGUUUCGAUUUGUCGACAAUGACGUGGUCAACAAAGCGGAGCGCAAUUGCUCAAUAAAACCAAGUGGGUAGGUAAGGAAAUUAUUUUUUCUAUACAUCUAGUGAAACUAAUGCUCUCAGUGUGUUCACAUACUACGAUAUUUCUCAAUGAGUUGACGACAUGGUUACAUGUGAAAAUAAAUAUCUAGCUGUGUGUGUGAGUGAAAAUAUUUUUUAUCAGUAAUUUGUUUGCCGUAUGUGAGAGUUUGACGUUCCAAUUGCGUAAUUUGUCCGUUGUAAAUAGGAGAAAAAUUGUAUGGAAAUAAAGGUGGAAGAUCAAUAAG